GAUUUCCUAAUUAUUUUUAUUAGUAUUUUGUUCAUGAUUUAAGCGAUAUUCUAAAAAUAGAAGCAUAGCGUCGUUUUUCCAGUACUAAAAAUGUUUUAGCAAUAUUUCAUUUGAAAAUUAGAACUGGAUAAUCUAAUUUAUAUACGUAUGACGUAGUACACACGGAAAUGGCUUUUUAUAAAUCGUGAACAAAACAAAUCUUACAAAAUAAAAAAUCUAUUUUAACUUAUGCUUGAGAAAUAGAUAAAGAUUCAAAAUGCCGAAGGUGGUGUCCAAAAGUGUCGUCUGCACGGACACCAAAGAUCAAGAAGAAUACCAAGGAGAGAAGCCGCUCUAUGUGUAUUAUUGUAUCUGUGGGCAAAUGUCCCUCAUUUUAGAUUGUCCAAUGGAGAAGUUACCAUUAAGAAAACGAGAUGGUGCCAGAGUUAUUGAUGGCCAGAAACAUGCCAAUAAAUUAAAUUGUGAACCAGACAAUAUUAUUUACCUUCGCAGACCUGAAGGAAUUGAAAAACAAUACAGACAGAAAUGCAAAAGAUGUGGUCUAUUUAUCUGCUAUCAUCACCAAGGUAACAGUAAUAUAAUAUUUGUGGUAGAUGGAGCAUUAAAACUUGAGAGUGAGGGAGUGAAGAAAGAUAUUUAUACUCAGUUAGCUAAACCACAGAAGGUCACAUUAACAAAACACACUAAAAACAUGGGUAAAUUUAGUUCUGUUACCGUGUCAACCAUAGAUGAAGAGGAAGAUGAAAUGGAGGCUAAAGAAAUUGCCGAUUCCUACGCUGCCAAUGCUAAAGUUAUAGAGAAACAAUUAUUACGUAAAGGAAUGAAUAAACGUAAACUGUUAGAACAGGCUGAGGAAGAGUCUAAACGUAGACCCAAAGGAACUUUAAUUGAUAAAUAGAGACCCAAAAAACAUUGUAGACAUGGAAAGUGAUAAUGAGCCUUUGUAUCUGGAUGAUCUGGUCUAUCC
Lottia gigantea (owl limpet) is the source of this 967-nucleotide messenger RNA. RefSeq lists its product as hypothetical. The transcript has 6 exons. The record is from RefSeq and is a predicted model, not a curated record. Lineage: Eukaryota; Metazoa; Mollusca; Gastropoda; Lottiidae. The coding region runs from base 257 to 898 and encodes 213 amino acids.